Ictidomys tridecemlineatus (thirteen-lined ground squirrel) is the source of this 1300-nucleotide messenger RNA. It is a transcript of the gene Rnf148, whose product is annotated as ring finger protein 148. Lineage: Eukaryota; Metazoa; Chordata; Mammalia; Rodentia; Sciuridae. The record is from RefSeq and is a predicted model, not a curated record.
AUAACACCUCUUGUUAUGUUGUUACAUUAUAAGAAAGAUAAUCUACCAGAAAUAAAAAUGCUGGAAGGAGCAAGAUAUCUCUGUUCCUCACAGACCUUUUCCAUUUUUGUGCUUUAGUAAUCUGCCAACACUUGAAGCUAGCUUCUUUACUUUCUUUUACAACUGAUGUUAUUUUGUUUUCUGCGUUUGUCAGUUAGUAGGCAAAUGGAGGAAUGAGCCCAGUUAGAAUUACUCCUUCAACUCAUAGGUCUGUUUCAUCUCGACUGUGGAGGCUUAGCAUCUUUCUACUACUUAGCCUUCCUGACUCAAAAGGAAAAGCAAUAUGGACAGCUCAUCUGAACAUAACAUUUCAGGUGGGAAAUCAGAUUAUAUCAGAACUAGGAGAGAGUGGAGUGUUUGGGAAUCAUUCUCCUCUGGAAAGGGUGUCUGGUGUAGUGGUACUUCCUGAAGGAUGGAAUCAGAAUGCUUGUAAUCCAUUGACCAACUUCAGCAGGCCAGAACAGGCAGACUCUUGGCUGGCCCUCAUUGAACGGGGAGGCUGUACUUUUACACAUAAAAUCAACGUGGCAGCAGAAAAGGGAGCAAAUGGGGUGAUCAUCUAUAACUAUCCAGGUACGGGCAACAAAGUGUUUCCUAUGUCUCACCAGGGAACAGAAAACAUAGUUGCAGUGAUGAUAGGCAACCUAAAAGGCAUGGAACUUUUGCACUUGAUUCAGAAAGGAGUCUAUGUGACCAUCAUCAUUGAAGUGGGGAGAAUGCACAUGCCAUGGCUAAGCCACUAUGUCAUGUCUCUGUUUACCUUCCUGGCAGCCACAGUUGCCUACCUUUUCUUGUACUGUGCCUGGAGACCUAGAGCACCCAAUUCUUCCACCAUAAGACGAAGACAGAUAAAGGCUGAUGUGAAGAAAGCUAUUGGUCAGCUUCAACUUCGAGUGCUCAAAGAAGGGGAUAAGGAGCUAGAUCCAAAUGAGGACAACUGCGUUGUUUGUUUUGACAUAUACAAACCUCAAGAUGUAGUACGUAUUUUAACUUGCAAGCAUUUUUUCCAUAAGACAUGCAUUGACCCCUGGCUUUUAGCCCAUAGGACAUGCCCCAUGUGCAAAUGUGACAUUCUGAAAACUUAGAAACCUAGAGCCUCUUCUGAAGAUAUAGCCAGAUCUUUUCAAACAUUAUGAUUAGAUGGAUUCUCUUACUGCACUUUAUUUAUAGAGAAAAUUUCAACUUCAUCUUCUCUUCUCAAAUACUAAAGAGGGUGAAAUUCAUGUGUUUUAAAAAUAAAACUCCAUAUCAUGCCCACCUA